Messenger RNA from Chondrus crispus (carragheen), 471 nucleotides. RefSeq lists its product as hypothetical. The transcript has a single exon. Lineage: Eukaryota; Rhodophyta; Florideophyceae; Gigartinales; Gigartinaceae. The record is from RefSeq and is a predicted model, not a curated record. Bases 1 to 471 code for a protein of 156 amino acids.
AUGCGACCGAGAUACCGAACCGUAUGGGAGGAUGAGAAAGGAAGUAGGAAUGUCGGGAUGUACACGUGGAUUACGUGUAGAUAUAGGAGCACACGUUUCCAAGUGUCAGCGAGGGGUUGGGACAAUUCGGCAGCAAGGACGUGUGCAGAUGGUGGCUACGGCUCUUUCACAUCCUCCGUGUAUCACAAGCCGCGGGUCAUAUCCACAGUAAUGUCCCCACACAUCUUGCUUAGCGACAUCCCACAUCCGUUUCACAUCCGGACAGAUACCAUCACCCUUCCUUCAAGCCUCCAUACCGAGCGUCCUCUCCGCUGCGGUCAGGCCCCGCAGCCAUGUUUCAACAUAUUAACUUGUUUUCGAGCUUGGGCUGGAAAGUCGGCAGUUGGUGGCCGGGCAUUGUCCUCGCCAUCAUCGGAAGGUGCGUUACAUGCUUGCGCUUUUUCACCAUAUUACCGCCUUGGAAACCGAUAG